GCGCCGCCGAACGAGGAGAAGGGAGAGCCAGCCCCGCCGCGGCAGUUCGCCUCACUUCUUCCCCGCCGCGCCUACUUCGGCGCACCCUUCCCCACAGGCUCGCUUUUGCGGCCGCGGGUCCCCGCUGCAGGUUGACCUGCUUUCAAGCCAGGGCCCGGCUCGCGCCGCCCUGGCUCCUCCCCUUCGCCUCCCUCCCCCGCCCCUUCUUCUCCUCCAGGCCAGCUGCCGCUCGCUUCGCUUUCCUCCUCAGUGGGAGUCAGCCUAGGCCUCGCCGGGCCCCGCCUUCCUCCCUCCUCCCCCCUUCGUCCGGCUCUAAGUUGUCAAUCAGGCGCCGGGGCUGAGACAGGCGACGGCAGCGGGCGGAGAGACGGGCAGCUACGCCACAGCCCAGCGGCGGCCAUUCGUGGAAAAAUAGGCCGACCUGCUCCUCCCAGCUCCGGCAGCGACCGGCCUUCUCUCGCCGCUACCCCCAGCACCCCGCCCUCCGUCCCUCCCUCCUCCUCGAGCCGCGCCUCAGCGGGCGUUAAUGCGGGAUGAGCGAUCAAAAGAAGGAGGAAGCUAUGCCCUCCGAGGGAGAGAAAUCUCCUGAGGCUGAGAACAACAAUAAGAAAAACAAAACUGGAGCUUCUCAGGAUUCUCAGCCUUCCCCUUUGGCUCUGUUGGCAGCAACUUGCAGUAAAAUAGGAACUCCUGGUGAGAAUCAAGCAACUGGACAACAGAUUAUUAUAGAUCCAAGUCAGGGUUUGGUGCAGCUUCAGAGUCAACCACAGCAAUUAGAAUUAGUAACAACUCAGCUUGCUGGAAAUGCUUGGCAACUUGUUGCAGCUCCUCCUGCUUCAAAAGAGAACAACAACCAGCAAACAUCUUCUGUUGCUUCAACUGCAGCAAGUCCCUCCAAUAGCAACAAUGGAAAUGUAUCCCCCUCAAAAACGAAACCAAGCAAUUCUUCUGGAGUAACUCAAGGACAAUUUCAAGUCAUCCAAGUACAGAAUUCAGGUGGUAGUGUUCAGUACCAAGUGAUUCCACAAAUUCAGACAACAGAAGGUCAACAAAUUCAGAUAAAUCCCGCUAAUGCCACAGCUCUGCAAGAUAUACAGGGUCAGAUUCAGCUCAUUCCUGCAGGAAAUAAUCAAGCUAUUAUUGCAACUACAAAUAGGACAGCUUCUGGGAAUAUUAUUGCUCAGAAUUUGGCAAAUCAAACAGUGCCUGUCCAGAUUAGGCCUGGUGUUUCUAUUCCAUUGCAGCUACCUAUUGCUGGUACUCAGGCUCAAGUUGUAACUUCAUUGCCUAUAAACAUUGGGGGAGUGACUCUAGCAUUACCUGUAAUAAAUGUUGCAACUAGUAGUUCUGGACAGGUUGCCCAGUCCACUGAUAGUGGACUUUCCAAUGGAAACCAGCUAUUGUCAACACCUGUCACAACAGCUUCUGUUAGUGUUAUGCCUGAUUCGCCAUCUUCUUCCACUUGCACAACUACAGCCUCCACAUCACUAACAGGCAGUGAAACUUUAGUUACUACUGCAGAAACAGGCCAGUAUGCAAGCACAGCAAAUAGUUCUGAAACUGGUACUGAAGAAGCUCAAACUACCACAUCUGAAACAGAGGCACAAAAUUCUAGUCAGCUUCAAUCUAAUGGAUUGCAAAAUGUGCAGGAUCAGUCAAAUUCACUACAACAGGUUCAAAUAGUAGGUCAACCUAUUCUCCAGCAGAUACAGAUCCAACAGCCUCAGCAGCAGAUAAUUCAAGCAAUUUCUCCACAAUCUUUUCAGCUUCAGUCAGGACAAACUAUUCAAACCAUUCAGCAACAGUCUUUGCAAAAUGUUCAGCUGCAAGCAUUGAGUCCAACACAAGUACUCAUAAGAGCACCAACUUUAACCCCAUCAGGACAAAUCAGCUGGCAGACAGUACAAGUCCAAAAUCUUCAAAGUCUUUCAAAUCUCCAAGUUCAAAAUGCUGGGCUACCCCAGCAGCUAACUAUUACCCCUGUAUCUUCGAGUGGUGGUACAAUUGCUCAAAUAGCACCAGUAGCUGUUGCUGGCACACCAAUAACACUUAAUGCUGCUCAGAUUGCUUCAGUGCCUAAUCUUCAAACAGUAAGUGUAGCCAACUUGGGUGCUGCAGGUGUUCAAGUGCAAGGAGUGCCAGUCACCAUUACAAGUGUUGCAGGUCAACAACAAGGACAGGAUGGAGGUGUGAAAGUGCAGCAAGCGACAAUAGCUCCUGUCACUGUUGCAGUUGGAGGAAUAGCUAAUGCAGCCAUGGGCGCUGUUAGUCCUGACCAGAUAACCCAAGUGCAGCUGCAACAGGCCCAGCAAGCCUCUGAUCAAGAAGUGCAGCCUGGCAAAAGACUAAGAAGAGUUGCUUGUUCGUGCCCAAAUUGUAGAGAAGGGGAUGGAAGAGGCAGCAAUGAACCAGGAAAAAAGAAACAACAUAUCUGCCAUAUUGAAGGCUGUGGUAAAGUCUACGGGAAAACAUCUCAUCUCCGGGCACAUCUUCGCUGGCACACGGGAGAAAGGCCAUUUAUAUGCAAUUGGAUCUUCUGUGGGAAAAGAUUUACGAGGAGUGAUGAAUUGCAGAGACAUAGGCGAACCCAUACAGGUGAGAAACGGUUUGAAUGCCCAGAGUGUUCUAAAAGAUUUAUGCGAAGUGAUCAUCUCUCCAAGCAUGUCAAAACACAUCAGAACAAAAAAGGUGGAGGAACAGCCCUUGCUAUUGUUACCUCGGGUGAAUUGGACCCUUCAGUUACUGAGGUUCUUGGAUCUCCAAGGAUUGUCACAGUAGCAGCCAUUUCUCAAGAUUCAAAUCCAGCAACCCCAAAUGUUUCAACAAACAUGGAGGAAUUCUGAAGUAAUGUUACAUAGAUGCCUAGAACCGCACUUAAGUUUACAUACCUUUCAAGAUAUGGAAGUGGGCUGUUAAAAAUGUAUUACAGAGCAGGAAAUCAUGUAUUCAGUCUUGAUUUCUGUAAGUAUUCCAAGUUGGAGAAUUAGCACAGGAAGUGUACUUCGUACAAUAAGACAACAUUUUUGAAACUGAAAUUAGAACCAAUUCAUAGAUAAAUUAUGGAUAAAACAGAUGAGGAAAAUAUUGCUCCCACACUGUAGUAAUUUUGGUAGCUCUGUAUCACAUAAAGGAUUUUUAAUUGGAUAUUUUCUUCUCCUUUAUCAGAUGUAAAUGUUUGUUGUAACAACAAACAGUAAGAAUAUGCAACAGAAUGGCUGUUGGUUAGAGUUUUUCCUUACAAAAAUCUAGUAUUUUCAUGGGAAUUUACUUUGUCCAAAAGGCACAUAAAUGUGAAGUACUCUAGUGAAGAUGAAAACCUUUUGUUUCUUUUCUUUGUGAGACAUAUGUAUUAAAUUUGGCCAUCUUUAUUCAUUUGUUAAAAAUCAGAUGGCAGCAUGUGAAAUGGAUCUGAGGUACAUCUCAGAUAAUUUUGGCCACUACAUUGUAGUAGUGUGUAUAAUGACAAUCAGUAAACACAGAUUAUUCUCUUUCUAGGAGAGGUAAGAGAUCUAUAGAGCCAGUGUAUUCUGUAGCAAAUAUUAAAUCUUAGAAAUAUAUUGACAUAAAAUUUUAAUUAAUUUCUAAGUAAAAUUUAAAUAUGAUGAUAUGUGUCACAAAUCUUCUAUCUUAAUUCAUCCCAUUUCAGAACACAGGAUCUAUUCUUAAAAUGUGAUUAAUCUCUGUUUUGAAGCCAGUAAUUUAAAUAUUUAAAUUUUAUUAAACACUUGGAGAUAAUGGGAGGUAAAAUGCUAUAAAUUGUAGCAUUUAUGCACCACGGACAACAUUUUUCAAUAGCAAAUAUUGUGUUAAAAGUACUGGAUUCUUUAGAAUUUGACUCACUAGCCAAAGAAAAAGAUGAGCAACCAAAAGUAUAAUUCUGGAGUAAUUAUCUGUUAGCUUUGUUCCUUAUGAAAAAGAUUGGCUGGGAUCCAAAGAGCUAAUUUUGGCUUGCUCAAGAGUUUCUGUCCAGCAAGUAAGGUUUCAACCUUUUCUUUCCUUUGAAAAGCUCUUCUGCCAUAUUACAGAUUCCUUUUUAAAGAUGUCUCAGUGUCAAAAGUGAUUUACUAUGCGGCAUUGGAAACUGCAAUUUGGGAAACUCAUGUUUAAGUCCUUUUGGAUGCACAGUGUGUGUUGCAAAAGUUUUUUGGAGUCUAGCAAAUUUUUACAUUCUACCCCUUCCUACAUCACAGUAACUAAAUAAACCAGCAAAUAGUAAAAAAAUAAUUAUUUUGAUUUUUCAGAAACAAAAUAUAUUCUAAACAUAUAUGAGGGUGAUACAUCUCUAAUGUGAGUUUCUUUAAUAACAGCUUGCUGAGAGUAAACACAAAAUGAAAAUUGUUACAGAUCCAGCUCUUCUUACUGACUACUAUUCAGCCAUACCACUUGGUUCCUUGGAUAGGGAUAAACAUUUUGUCCACAUCAGUUGUCAGCAUCUAGAUGAGCGUAUUGGUUUAUGGACAGGAAAGUCCAUCUGUCUUAAUUGCAUGUGUGAAAAACUGUUUUCCUGUGCAGCUAUCCUUUGCUGGAUUGUGGCAACUGUUGUAAAUUUGAAUGCAGAACAAAAAUAUGGCUAAAAGUACUUUGGAUUUUUAAACAAUUUUAGACAUAAAAAUUACAUUUUGCAAAUCUUCCCUGUUGAAAAGCUUCUCCUGAACACUUUUUACAUUUUUACAGCAAAAUGUUUGGGUGAUAUAACUUUAAAGUACAGUGCAGGAAAUUAAGACUUUUCCAUUAGCAUUAUACUUUGUGUUGGGAGCUGCUUGAAACUCCAGACAAACAACUUUUAUAAACAUAUACAAGUUCCAGUUUUGUGACAUUGCAUGCAUUUUUAAAGACUAAGAUCUACUGAUAGUUGUUUGUACUGUGUACACUUUAGGAAUGCCCUGUGUAGUGAAAUAUGAAGCUGAAAAUCUUUCAUACUAUGAGCUCACAUAUAUAGCAAAGAAAACAAUUUUACACUGUGGUUAUAAAUUUCAAAUUUCUUAAACCUUUUGUAAAGAUUUAACAAACUUUAAAUAUUAGUUGGAGUUUUGUAUAUCAUUUUGUAUAUCUUAUUUAAAAUAUUCUCAACGGAUACAUCUGGCUUUAAAACAUCAAAAUCAAAUUGACAAUAUAUUUAAUACAGAUGGCCAUUAGAUAAUACUAAUUAAUUUUUGUUGCAGAUCAAUUGCAACAUCAAAUAAAUAUUUUAUCAUGCUUUAAAAUCAGUGCUGAAAAAAAUCUGGUUAAGCAAAUGUUUCCUAAUAGAAUCAUGUUAACUUAGAUUUUUAAAAAAACUUUAUAAAGGGUUGAGUACUCUGCACAGCUGUUAAAUAUUCUUUUUGCAUACUUAAGUAUGCAGAUAUGAAAUGAAAAUUGUAAACUGCAGCAAAUCCCUAUUACAAGUGUAUCAAAAUCUGUUUGGUAUCACAGAAUCUAAUGUAGAUUAAUUUGUGUUAGCAGGUGCACUUAUUACUCCUGGAAUUAAAAACAUUUUGAUAGUCUGUUCUUCAUACCAUUCUGAGUCCACUUUUCAGUCUUAGAAGGAUCGUAAAUUUCAGUGUCCUUUAUUUGACUCAGUGGGAUAUAACUGUUGUAUGUAAUAGGGCACAGAUGUGCAGUAGUAGCUUGUUUAAUGCCAUUUCACUGUUCAUUCCCUUGGCCACCAUUAUAAAAUUUUGCUUUAUCGUACUUAUCGGUGCAAAGUGUAUUUAUCAUGACAGAAUUCCAGUGUUGGAAUUGUUUUUUUUUUCUUUUUUAAUAUGCUUUAUUGGGAUAGGGUUGUGUAUGUGUUUUAUGAUUACAUUAGAAAUCGGUGUUACGUCAUUAUUUAUCACAUUGUUUCAUGAGAGAAGUAAUAAAAGUACGUAACUUAGGAGAACAAGUUUUUGUUAGGUAAGCAUGAUGUUUGAGUCCUAUUUUUCAAUUUUAUAAUUGUUUUAUUGCAGCAAAAUUUGUAUUUAAGUCUCCAUUUCUGAAGCCUUGUGAUUUUUUUUAAUGCAUGUCACAAUUGUCAUCCCACAAAAAUUAAUGUGCAGCAUAAGGUGUUAAAUCUACAUAAUUAUCUUGAAACAGAAAUAGUUGGUGGUCAAAUUGUAAAUGUUUUGCAAAAAAAAAAAAAAACCUUAUAAAAGUUUUGUAGUAAUAUUUCACUUGUAAAUCUUUUGUAAGAAAAAGAAAAAAGAAGAAAAAUAGAAGAAAUACUCAUUCUAGGAUCUACAAAUUAAUUCUGCCAGCAAAGUCUUUAAGGCAUUAAUUUUUACUAUGCUGAUUUGUAUAAAUUUUGUGUGUUUUUGUGGAUUUGGAACUAAAACUGUGUAGAUGUUGUUGCCUGCAAUAACACUUUGCAAGUAACUUAUUAAAUUCUCUUGGAUUUACAUGUA
Molecule: messenger RNA, 6362 nt
Organism: Candoia aspera
Lineage: Eukaryota; Metazoa; Chordata; Lepidosauria; Squamata; Candoiidae
Gene: SP4
Product: Sp4 transcription factor
Exons: 6
Coding region: 534-2843 (769 amino acids)
Source: RefSeq, a predicted model, not a curated record